CGUGUUCUACGAGAAGCAACAGUAACGGGAAGCUAGCUGGUCGUUGUGUGGUGUCAAAUUAAUUUAUUGUGUUGUUACACGCCUUAAUAUUUCUAUACUGUCAUGCUGAAGUCAGUUGUCCGUGCGGUGGGAGCCGCUGUCCGCCUCUCAACAGCCACCACGUCCACAGCCCGAGCUCUGCCGCUCAGCUGCCCAACACUACGCUCUCCUAGUUCGGCAACAAUUCGGCCCUUCACCCGGUCUCUCUGGAUGCUGAAUAACAACGGAGCCUCGUCAGGAUACAGACCAAAACUGUUCAGUUCAAAGGUGUUGAGUCCCUCGGUGUCAUGUGGAUGCGGUGGACUGCACACAGAAGGUGACAAAGCAUUUGGUGAGUUCCUGUUUGAUGAAAUCAAAGAGGAGAAGAAGAUCCAGAAAUCCAAAACCCUUCCUAAAAUGUCUGGAGGAUGGGAACUGGAGAUGAAUGGCACCGAGGCUAAACUCACAAGGAACGUUGCUGGAGAAAAAGUCACUGUCACAUUCAAUGUCAAUAACAGCAUUCCUCCUAACUUUGAGGAAGAGGCAGAACAAGGACAGCAGAAGCCAGCAGGGGAGGAGCCAGAAAUUGUGUCAACACCCAACUUUGUUGUUGAAGUAACGAAACAGGCAGCAAAACAUUCCCUGGUGUUUGACUGCCAUUUCCCUGAAGACGAGAUAAGCCAUGGUGAAGGAGAAGAGAGCGACAUCUUUGCCAUUCGUGAAGUCAGUUUCCAGCCUGAGGGAGAUACAGAUUGGAAGGAGACCAGCUAUACACUCAACACAGACUCCCUCGACUGGGCCCUGUACGACCACCUGAUGGACUUCCUGGCUGACCGGGGGGUUGACAACACCUUUGCUGAUGAACUGAUGGAGCUGAGCACCGCUGUUGAGCAUCAAGAGUACAUCAAGUUCCUGGAAGACCUUCAGGGCUUUGUUAAAUGUAACUAAUAUAUUUAGGAGAUAAAAGUUGGAGGUAUGAUGAUCCAGUUAAGACUGAAGCAAAUGUUGCAGCACUGAAUGAAACAUUAGGCACUCUCAAGAGACUGAUGAUGACUUGCUUUAGUUUGUGACGGUGAGCUGUGCUGCCAGCAGUCGUCACAUUAAUUCUAAGCUGCGUGUGUGUUCUCUUCAAUGAAAUAUGUCUAUAUUUUUCUGUAACUUAAAAUAAUAAAUAAUGCAGGUCAUGACAGUGUGCAGAAACCAUAAGAGAUGUCUCUCAAUUUUAGAGUUCCCGUCUUUACUGCAACAGUUUAAUAUGGUCCAGUCAGUAUUUUGGAAUGUUCAACUAUCCUCAAACCAAUAAAGGGAGAGUUUAAGGUGUGAAAUCAAAUCAGAAAUUCCAAAAAUAGUAAGGUUUACAAAACCAGUUUUUACUUUAAUGUAUGACAGAUAACCCUGCUUCGAGUCUUACUUCUAGCCAGCCUGGCAAGAGAGUUCAUGUUAAUUAAUACUGAUUUGACUGUCAGACCAUAAUACAUGAAGUCUGAUGUUGAAUGGCAAACGCCAACAUAUGUUCAGAUAAAGGAAGGUCAGUGUCCAAUAAAAUUCUUUGAUAUUUA
Messenger RNA from Thunnus maccoyii (southern bluefin tuna), 1577 nucleotides. It is a transcript of the gene c1qbp, whose product is annotated as complement component 1, q subcomponent binding protein. Lineage: Eukaryota; Metazoa; Chordata; Actinopteri; Scombriformes; Scombridae. Gene Ontology annotation, biological process: cytosolic ribosome assembly. The coding region runs from base 103 to 966 and encodes 287 amino acids. Gene Ontology annotation, cellular component: mitochondrial matrix. The record is from RefSeq and is a predicted model, not a curated record. The transcript has 6 exons.